AUGGUGGAGGACGUAUGGGUGGGAAGCUGGAGGCCCCAUCGCCCCCGGGGGCCCAUCAUGGCCCUCUACAGCAGCCCCGGGCCCAAGUACCUGAUUCCACCUACCACAGGCUUUGUGAAGCACACGCCCACCAAGCUGCGUGCACCCGCCUACAGCUUCCGCGGGGCCCCCAUGCUCCUGUCGGAGAACUGCUCCCCAGGGCCGCGCUACAGCGUGAACCCCAAGAUACUGAGGACCGGCAAGGACUACGGCCCUGCCUUCUCCAUCCUGGGGCGCUACCACACCAAGGCCGGGCUGACCCCUGGCCCGGGCGACUACUUUCCGGAGAGAUCUACCAAGCACGUGUUCGACUCAGCGCCCAGCCACUCCAUUUCCGCCCGGACCAGGACCUUCCGCGUGGACAGCACCCCAGGCCCCGCCGCGUACAUGCUGCCCGCCGUGAUGGGGCCGCACUCGGUGGGCAAGGCCUCCCAGCCCUCCUUCUCCCUCAAGGGCCGCAGCAAGCUGGGUGGCUUCAGCGACGACCUGCACAAGACCCCAGGCCCCGCAGCCUACCACCAGACCGACGUGCAGGUGACCAAGCUGAAGGCUCCGCAGUACACCAUCGCUGCUCGCGUGGAGCCCCCCGGGGACAAGACCCUCAAGCCAGGGCCAGGGGCCCACAGCCCUGAGAAGGUGACCCUGACCAAGCCCUGCGCCCCCAUCAUCACCUUCGGCAUCAAACACUCCGACUACAUGACGCCCCUGCUGGUGCAGACGGACUAGCCCCGCCCCUCGG
This is a messenger RNA of Phyllostomus hastatus (greater spear-nosed bat), 778 nucleotides long. RefSeq names its product outer dense fiber of sperm tails 3 (gene CIMAP1A). The record is from RefSeq and is a predicted model, not a curated record. Gene Ontology annotation, cellular component: cytoskeleton; outer dense fiber. The coding region runs from base 1 to 765 and encodes 254 amino acids. The transcript has 6 exons. NCBI's taxonomy places the organism in Eukaryota, Metazoa, Chordata, Mammalia, Chiroptera, Phyllostomidae.